Molecule: messenger RNA, 2032 nt
Organism: Gamsiella multidivaricata
Lineage: Eukaryota; Fungi; Mortierellomycota; Mortierellomycetes; Mortierellales; Mortierellaceae
Product: t-SNARE
Exons: 1
Coding region: 192-1955 (587 amino acids)
Biological process (GO): intracellular protein transport; vesicle fusion; vesicle-mediated transport
Cellular component (GO): endomembrane system; membrane; SNARE complex
Molecular function (GO): SNARE binding; SNAP receptor activity
Source: RefSeq, a predicted model, not a curated record
CCUAUUUUCCAGCAUGCAUGGCAGACCUCGUGUCCUAAAGAAUCCUCUCCUUUUCUCUUUGGAAGUGUUGGCGGCAGCUAAACAUUGCCGUGACAUCCUUUCCUCUCCUCUUUCCUUCUUUUCUUUCUUUCUCUCUUUCACUUUCUUGUCCUUGAUCACAUCGAUUCUUCAUCCUAGAACAAUCCUUCACCAUGUCCUUCACAGACCUGGAACGCGGCCUCACCACCCCUCCCCUCUCGCCCAACCAUCGCGACGAGGGCAGCACGAAACGCCAUCUUGGGCCAAUCAUCACCGCGACCGCCACAAUGACCUUGACCACCUCGGACAGAAAGUCGCCCUAUUCACCAGUGUCGCCACCAAUCAAACUCCCGAGUGGGAUGCAGGUCGCCCGAGGCAAUAGCCGAGACAGCAUUGGGCUCGACCACAAACCGGCUUUGCAGAAACACUCACACGCCCACGCCCAUGCGCCCUACCCGCCCCCAGUCUCUCCCAAGCGCAAGUCGAACAACUCCAUGGCCCAACACUCGCGUUUCCUCGAUGAUAACACGAGAUUCGACACACCCAGGCCGACGCUUACUCCCUCAGAUGUCGUAAUAGCAUCCGAUAUCACAGGAGUCGUAAAACCUCGGUCACCACAAGCUGUGCCUACAGCAGCACCCGCCACUCAGCAGGGCAGCAGCAGUGGGAGUAACCGCAUCUUGGGGGAACGUCGUCCAGGAGACCAGGAGAGACGCCAGGUUCUAUCCCCACCCACCAGUCCUCGUCACCUCUCCCCUCCAACGAGUCCAAUGCAAAACCAGUACCGAGGGUUUAGUAGGGUGGAUAAUCAAGGACCACCUGAUUCAGGGGCAGCUCAGAGACCCAAGACCAACAGCAACAGUACUCACGACACGGUCAUCGACGUAACCUCUGCUAUAUCAGGAUCACCGUCCAUUACGGUGGCAUUCUCUCCCUCCGCAUAUGUACCAGUUACUGCAGUACCGGUUUCGACAUCAAUUCAGGAUCAGGAACACGACUAUGACUUGAUGGUACGCCAUGUCUCCCAGCAAAUUUUCAAUAUCUCGUCCAACAUUGCAGUGCUGGAGCGUUUAGUUCCAUGUCUGGGUCAGCGCCAUAAGGACACGGCCGAGAUGCGGGCUAGUUUGCACGCCGUCCUGGAUGGCACACAAGACUUGGUCAAGUCUGCUCAUGGAUUGAUCAAAGUUCUGGCCAAGUACCACCAGCCAACCUCUGGGAGUCCACGCUCCGAAAUUAGUAUUCGCGUCCAACCGAUACAAUCUAUGAGCGAGAUGUCUUCCUGGGAGCGCAAGGUCAUGGCAAGUCGGCGACAAACCCACCAGAGGCUGACCAAGGAUCUGGCCCUGGUCAGCAAGGCAUUCCAGGAACUACAGCGCCAGACUGUCGAGGCUGAAAGGCGGCAGGUUGCAACAUUGAGACGUCUAUCCUCGAGUGCAUCCCUCAGACGACUGAGCCAGCACCGCUCUGAUCUAAUGGAUUUGUCGCAGGAGGAGAUUGAGGCCGGAGCGUUGAACUUGUUGAACGGUAAACCUAUCGCAAGUGGUAAAAGCAGCUCAGACCUCGGUGUCUUCCAUGAUCGUGAGCUUUCUACGCAAGAAGAAGCCCUCCUCCGCGAGAUUCUGGCUGUGGAUGGCGAGUUGGUUUUCCAGGAGAGUAUACUUCAGGAACGCGAGUCCGAGAUCCGGAAAGUGGAGGAGGGUAUGGGUCAGGUUUUGGAUGUGAUGAGGGAGCUUGGCACGCUGGUUCAUGAACAACGAAGCGGUGUCGAUUUCUUGCACGACAAUAUUUUGCAGACCCGAGGACGGAUCCAAUUGGCACAGCAGGAAGUCCUCAAGGCGAGCGAACAUCAGCGUCAGUCAAGAGAGAAACUGUGUUACUUGAUAAUGAUUGCGAGCAUUGUCGGAGCCUUAGUCAUGCUUGCUUUUGUCAGUACAUGAGGCGUCAUUAAACUGAGUAUUUCAGACCUCCCUUGCUCGAUUCUCAAAUAACAAUAAACCCUCCUUUGCCUCCCACC